AUGCCAGCGGCACCCAAGACAUCCCAAAAAUUGGCGGGCAAAAAGUAUGUGCUGCUCGGUGGCACCUCCGGCAUCGGCUUCGCGGUCGCAAGUGCGCUGAUCGAAGAAGGAGCAUCGGUGGUGGUAAGCAGUUCUGGCUCAGCUCGAGUGGAAGAAGCGAUUCGGAAGCUGAGUGAUGCGGAGCAGCAAUUCAAUGCCGACCCUUCUCGCGCUUCGGGCCACGCCCUGGAUCUCUUCGGCCCAGAGGUGGAGAGUAGGCUGAAUACUUUUUUCGCAAAAGUCGGACCCAUCGAUGGACUGAUCCACUCGGCUGGAGAUAGCUUGGACCCUCUGUCUUUGGAGGAAGUCACUUAUCAGUCCAUCGUGGAGAGGAGCAGCGUCAGGUACUUUUCCGUCAUCCUUGCCAUCAAGGCCGCUCUUCCUCAUCUCAAACCGCACUCGAGCAUCGUCUUUACCAGCGGCACGAAUGCUGACCAGCCGAUUCCGGGCCUCGGGGUGAGUCGAGUCCUGGCGUGGCGUGUCUUGCCGUGGCAUCCUGUCGCGGACCACGCUGUGUCGAGAUGAGAUCAUGCUAAGACGAGCACUUCAUCAUGCCUCGUCGUGCAGAUCAUGAGCGGCUUGGCUGCUGGAUUGUACGGUCUAGCCCGCGGUCUCGCACUCGACCUCUCGCCCAGACGUAUUCGCGUCAAUGCGGUUGUGCCGGGUGCAACUUUGACGGAGCUGUUCGAGCGGCUUCCAGCUGAGAUGAAGAAUUACUUGCUGGAGGAGGCGAGCAAGCAGCCUACCUGGAGAGUCGGCCAUCCUGAGGAUGUGGCUCAGACGUAUCUCUACCUGCUCAAGGAUGACAACAUUACCGGUCAAACGAUCAAGAGUGAGUGGGUGCUUGCUUGCAACUCGAGGCUGCUGCAUUGACCACCUGCGGUCACACACAAGCUGACGUUCGAGUGCCAUCCUCGCCUUGCGAAUAAAGGCGAUUCCGGAAAGGCAAUCGGUCCACGUCCUGGAGCAUAG
Molecule: messenger RNA, 1011 nt
Organism: Ceraceosorus bombacis
Lineage: Eukaryota; Fungi; Basidiomycota; Exobasidiomycetes; Ceraceosorales; Ceraceosoraceae
Source: the annotation of a GenBank genome assembly